CUUCAUCUCAAUUUCAGACACCUUCCACACCCAAUCAUAUGGAGAUACACUCUAGCUUUGCUUCUUCAAGCCAAACCCACAUUUUAAUAUUAAUGUUCAUCUGGGUUUUAAUGUCUGGGACCUUAGUGCAUGGCCAAGGGACUCGUGUUGGAUUCUAUGCUACAUCAUGUCCUAGAGCUGAAUCCAUUGUAAGCACAACGGUUGCUAGGCAUUUUCGAUCUAAUGCAGCCAUUGCUCCUGGUUUGCUGAGGAUGCAUUUCCAUGAUUGCUUUGUACGAGGAUGUGAUGCUUCUGUCCUUAUUGAUGGUUCCAAUACUGAGAAAACUGCACCACCAAAUCUUGGGUUGAAAGGCUUUGAAGUUAUUGACGAUGCCAAAACUCAGCUUGAAGCUGCAUGUCCUGGAAUUGUUUCUUGCUCUGAUAUUCUUGCACUUGCUGCCCGUGACUCUGUCGUUCUGACUGGAGGAGGAAGUUGGCUGGUGCCCACUGGACGUAGAGACGGCCGAGUGACAUCAGCAUCUGAAACAACAGAUUUGCCUGGCUUCAGAGAAUCCAUUGAUGCCCAAAAGCAAAAGUUCUCUGCAAAAGGUCUCAACACACAAGACCUUGUUGUACUUGUCGGAGGCCACACCAUAGGAACAACAGCUUGCCAGUUCUUUAGUUACAGAUUAUACAACUUCAACUCCACCUCAACUUCUGAUCCUUCCAUUAACCCUUCAUUUCUUCCUCAACUAAAAGCACUGUGUCCACAGAAUGGAGAUGGAACAAAGAGAGUUGCUUUAGACACAGACAGUUCAAACAGAUUUGAUGCAACUUUCUUCGACAACCUCAGAAAUGGCCGAGGAAUACUUGAGUCUGAUCAGAAACUGUGGACUGAUGCUUCUACAAGAAUCGUUGUUCAACGAUUCGUGGGUCUUGGUGGUUUGGUUGCAUUCAAUGCUGAGUUUGGAAGGUCCAUGGUUAAGAUGAGUAAUAUUGGAGUGAAGACAGGCAGUGAUGGUGAAAUUAGAAAAAUAUGUUCUGCAAUAAACUCAUGAUUUUGUCGGAGAACACAGUUGCUGAUGUGAGAAUGUUUUGCAUUGAAAGUGUGAAAUAAUGUCUGUCCGUCUUUUGUUUUAUAUAAAAAAAAAAAGGUGAUGAUAUGAUUUAGUGUAGAGAUGGAAAAUGAUGUAUUCAGCGUAAGCUGAUAAUAAUAACAAUGUUUUCAAACUACAGUUAUCUAUAUUUCUCAUAUUAUAUAAAUAAACGGAUAAUUUUUGCCUGGCC
This is a messenger RNA of Manihot esculenta (cassava), 1266 nucleotides long. Its product is annotated as peroxidase N1. Gene Ontology annotation, biological process: hydrogen peroxide catabolic process; response to oxidative stress. Bases 39 to 1037 code for a protein of 332 amino acids. Gene Ontology annotation, cellular component: plasmodesma; plant-type cell wall. The transcript is spliced from 3 exons. The record is from RefSeq and is a predicted model, not a curated record. Gene Ontology annotation, molecular function: peroxidase activity; heme binding. Lineage: Eukaryota; Viridiplantae; Streptophyta; Magnoliopsida; Malpighiales; Euphorbiaceae.